AUGGAAUCUGUACCAAUCCACCUACAACCGGGGACCGAUGAGCCGAUUGAAUGCUGGGACGAUGAUGACGACUUGCAGUUUAGCGAGGAUAUUCAAUUUCGUACCGCAUCUAGUGCCGGAUCCAUAACAAACUCGUCAUUCCGGCCCUCCGGACACCGAGACUCGAUCUCCUCUCGACGCUCUGCUCGCUCGGAUAUUGACUCAAAUGCUGGUGAUGAGGACUGGCAGGUCCCGCUCUAUGACAACGAUGAAUUUGCAAAAGAAGAUGCCAUUGCUUCGGCCAAGACUGCGGGUAUUCCUAUUCCCCCAGAUAUUCCCAAAUCAGCUCUUAUCGGGGGCACAAUCAAGCGCCUGUCAACUCGAAAGACCAAGCAAACUUUUGUUGACGACUGGUCAGAAGAUGUCGAGCUCCCGGACCCUGAAACAAUAUUACAACUCAAAACUACUCGCGAAACAACUUUCCCUGAUACCCUUCGGCAUUUAAGCUCUGUUACUACAAGUCCAGUGAAAUCCACGGCCUCGCCAUCUUGGGAUGACGAAUUCUCGACGCGUUUUCAAUCCACCUUGGGAGCUUUUGACACUUUUCAAGAUGAAAGGGAAAGGGACGGUCCGGAAAUCCGAGAUAUUCCUACUCUCAAAGCUCCAAACCCCCGAUCUCCGAAGAAAUUAAACACAGUGAAUGUCGGCAGUGGUUUCAUUAUUGAGCAGGAAGCAGAGGAUGACUUCCACCGGGAUUUUGAGCUCCCCGCAAAUCAUCAACCUCUCGAAUUAUCUCAACGAAAAGAUAGUUUCUAUGUUUCUAGCCCCACUCUGGAGGAUUUUGAUCUUGAAUGGUCCGAAGGAAGUAUUGGUGUACGAGUCGGUGGUACCGCAAGGGAUAGUCGCUCGGUUCCCAGUUCUUCUAUAUCCAUCGCCAGUCCCAGCGUUUCAAGCUGCCUCACGGCAGAGAGUGAGGACGACGGUCUUGACGGUCUCAUUAUCCCCGAAGGUCCCCUUGAUUUUAGCGCUUCUCUUCAGAAGCGACAGACAGCGCAAACUGAAAAUAUAGACGCACCAAAGAUUCCCUCUGAGGUUGAUGACUUCUUCUCUGGCAUUGAUAUCGACAAUGAGAAGGCCUUCUCUUUCGGGAAGCCAGCUCUCAAUCCCAACAUAAAGUGCAAAACAGAGCGGCCAACUAGCCCGACUCGUCGAUCAGCUACAACACUCACAUUCACAAAUGCGACAGGAUCCCCGCGAACUCGCAUCCCACGCUUGUCCGGUCAUGAUCGGACCCAUUCAACCCACCUUGAAACUGUGUCGGAAAGCGGUGCACCCCUUUCCAAAUUUCGGACAUCGCAAUCACGUCUGGGGCAUUCCUCUCAAUCGUCGACUUCAAGUCUCCCGGCUUCUAGCAAUAAUACAACAUCGCCGACUCCUACACUCUCUAGUCGGCGGCUUCUUGGACCCCGGAAUCCUAGGGACACUGCCUCGGCAGGCGAGGCGAACCCCGCGGCGAGACGAUUGAAACCCAAGCGCUCCCUGCCAUCAAUUCGCGGCGUAGGAUCAACCUCUUCAGUGUCCAUUUCCCAGCGCCCACUUUCCGAUCGUCCAGUCCGGCUCCCCUCUACCAGACCUAAAACCCCGGUGGACCACCCCAUGACAGAUGGAAGGUCGUUGGGUCGUAAGACACAGCCCCAGGCACAAGCACCUUUCAUGCAAGCUACUGUGUCGGAACCUCAGUCCCACCAUGCCAGUCUGAAGGGGUAUCGCUCCUCGCGUCGCACCAAUUCAGACAGCUCUAGUGGCCUUGUGAGUCCACAGGGCACAUCCUCGCGACUCUCGCGACCGACUCGUAGUGAAACCUUCCGUGGUGGAAUUGGCGACAUCAACGCAGACUCUCUUGGGUCCUCAGCAAAACGUACGAUCACACGACCUACCAAAAGACGCAAUUUCGGAGAUGGAACUGAGUUGGAGUCCUUUGAUGACUUAUCUACAUCAGUCUUAGCAGAGAGCAAGUUUGUCAAAACCCCUACCGGUCGAGGUGCUCCGAGAUCCAUUCGCGCCCGACUCAGCCAGGGCCGAAUUGAUCCAUCGCAUGAUGAAUCAACCGCCCAAUCCCUCACGUCUCCCUCAAGCUCCAAAUUGCGCAGUCCAACACCCAGAUUUGCUCAAGAUACAAACGCCUCUCGAAACGCAAGGGAGCAACGCAUUGCAUCCAUGGCUCUGAAUUCCAAGGGUCGUGAAACCAAUCCUCUUUCUGCUUUCAGCUCAAACUGGAAGCCCCAGCCUAUCUCACGGAUUCCUCCGGCUUCUGCAACGAUCAGAAGCCGGAAGGGUAAGCUAAACUCCAAGUCCACGCCCAAGCCACACUUGAUCAAACCUUUAGGGUCUGGCGUGCAGGACGCCAAAUCUGUGAGGGGUAUGCGUUACAACCCUGUCAACUUCCGGUGGGAAGGAAAUGAAAACUUGGUGCAAGAAUUUGACACCACUACUCCAAAAUCCCCCAAACCUGCCCCGGCUCUGAUCACCAAUGUUGGCGCGAUGCAGAACGUUCAGACCGUUGGUGGAAUGAUCUUCGAUCCGCAUCGGAUGUGUUGGCUCAAGGCUGCCACCCUUGGAUCUGGUGCGGAUGAAGAUGAUGUUUUUGCCGGCCUGGAUGACUUGGAUGAUCGGAUUACAAGCAGCACGAUCAAUGGACGAAAAUCCGGGGCAUUGGAAGACCACCAAUUCCCAGCAAUAGGGGAGGAUGUAAGUGCCGGUGAAUCGUCCGACGAAGGACCCAUGACAGAGGAAUUCGAUGUCGGUCCAGAAUUCAUUCGACGACAGCGUGCCGAGGAGGACAAGUGGAGGCGCAAGGUUGACAAAUGGGUUGGCUUCAACCGAGGCGAUCAUGAAAAUCAUUGGAGAUGGAUCAUACGCGAUUUAGUGGCCUUUGACAAUAAUCGAGGAGAACCAGCAUAG
Molecule: messenger RNA, 2940 nt
Organism: Penicillium paradoxum
Lineage: Eukaryota; Fungi; Ascomycota; Eurotiomycetes; Eurotiales; Aspergillaceae
Product: putative cytokinesis regulator (Byr4)
Exons: 2
Coding region: 1-2940 (979 amino acids)
Biological process (GO): mitotic spindle orientation checkpoint signaling; regulation of Ras protein signal transduction
Cellular component (GO): SIN/MEN two-component GAP complex; mitotic spindle pole body
Molecular function (GO): GTPase activator activity
Source: RefSeq, a predicted model, not a curated record